Molecule: messenger RNA, 2696 nt
Organism: Scomber japonicus (chub mackerel)
Lineage: Eukaryota; Metazoa; Chordata; Actinopteri; Scombriformes; Scombridae
Gene: men1
Product: multiple endocrine neoplasia I
Exons: 10
Coding region: 96-1979 (627 amino acids)
Biological process (GO): negative regulation of cell population proliferation; regulation of transcription by RNA polymerase II; negative regulation of cell cycle
Cellular component (GO): histone methyltransferase complex; chromatin; nucleus
Molecular function (GO): transcription cis-regulatory region binding; chromatin binding; Y-form DNA binding
Source: RefSeq, a predicted model, not a curated record
AUCAAUCCCUACAGGUCCUCACACAACAGGAGAAUCUACCAGCGCGAUUAGAUUACUGCAGGUGAGGAGAACAGCAGUGACUGACUGAGGACAUCAUGGGUUUACACUCAGCCCAGAAGAAGCACUUUCCCCUGCGGGGGAUCGACGGCGUGGUUCAGCUCUUUGAUGCUGAGCUCCGCAAGUCUGAACCCGACCUGGCCCUUCUCUCCCUGGUCCUGGGCUUUGUCGAGCACUUCCUUGCCGUGAACCGGGUCAUCCCCAUAAACGUUCCAGGGGUACGGUUUGAACCACUGGAGCCAGACUGUCCCAACUCGUGCUUUCCCACAGUGGAGCUGGGCAUGAUCUCUGCACUGUACGAGCGCUUCACAGCACAGAUCCGCGGGGCGGUGGACCUGUCCCAGUACCGCAGGACUGCUGCAGGGUCCAGCAGGGAGCUGGUGAAGAAAGUGUCAGAUGUGAUCUGGAACAGUCUCAGUCGCUCGUACUUCAAGGACCGGGCCCACAUCCAGUCCCUCUUCAGUCUCAUCACUGGUACCAAACUGGACAGCUCUGGGGUGGCGUUUGCAGUGGUGGCUGCCUGCCAGGUUCUGGGUCUGAAGGAUGUCCACCUGGCGUUGUCCGAGGACCACGCCUGGGUUAUCUUCAGUAAAAACGGUGAAGAGACGGCGGAGGUCACAUGGCACGGAAAGGGUAACGAAGACCGACGAGGACAGACAGUGACAGCAGGAGUCAAUGAGAAGAGUUGGCUGUAUCUGAAGGGCUCCUAUAUGAAAUGUGACAGAAACAUGGAGGUGGCCUUCAUGGUUUGUGCCAUCAACCCGUCACUGGACCUGCACACUGACAGCUCAGAGCUCCUGCAGCUACAGCAGAGACUCCUCUGGUUGCUGUAUGAACGAGGUGACCUGGACAGGUAUCCAAUGGCCAUGGGCACUUUGGCAGACCUUGAGGACCAGGAUCCAAUCCCAGGCAAAGAGGACCCACUGAAAAUCCACCUCCAGGCUGUGGGUUCUGCUCAGAAGUACUACAACAACGAACACAUCUACCCCUACAUGUACUUGGCUGGUUUCCACUACAGGCACAGAGAAGUGCGGGAUGCUCUGAGGGCCUGGGCCAAGGCAGCUCAGGUCAUGCAGGAGUACAACUACUUCCGUGAGGACGAGGAGAUCUACAAGGAGUUCUUUGACAUCGCCAACGACGUGAUCCCCACUCUGCUGAAGGAGACGGCUGCUGCUGCAGAGAGCACCGGGGAGGGAGGAGAGGGAGGAGAAGGAGCUGAUAAGGAGCCCAAGCAAGCAGCAGCCCUCUCAGCACUCCAAGACCCAGAAUGCUUUGCCCACCUGCUGCGCUUCUAUGACGGCAUCUGCAAAUGGGAGGAAGGCAGUCCCACACCAGUCCUUCACGUGGGCUGGGCCACCUACCUGGUCCAGUCUCUGAGCCGCUUUGAUGCACAGGUGCGUCAGAAAGUGUCCAUCAUCAUCAAAGAGCUAGAGGCUCAGGAUGAUGAUGACCAGUCCAGCGAGGACCUCCGAGAGGGCCGCAGACGAGGCCCCAGGAGGGAGUCCAAGCUAGACGAGCAGAGUUCCUCCCCCCCUGCUGACCCCUCCUCCCCAGCCUCCCAAACAGCAGCAGCAGCACCCCAGCCCAAGAAGGUGGGAGAAGGAGGGGGCCGCCGCCGCUCUUCCCAGAGUUUACGGGGCAGCGACGCAGAAGGAAAACCCAAAUCCCCCAGCCCAGACUCGUCGCCCUCGCCCCAGCAGCAGCAGCAGCAGGCGUCCCCCUCCUCCACCGGACCCGUGGUCGCCUUUCAGAGCGAGAAGAUGAAGGGGAUGAAGGAGCUGCUGUGUGCAGCCAAGGUGAACUCCAGCGCCAUCAAGCUGCAGCUCACUGCCCAGUCACAGGUGCAGAUGAAGAGGCAGAAGAGCACGCCUGCAGGGGAUUACUCCAUGUCCUUCAUGAAGAGGCAGCGCAAAUCACUCUAGACAUUCAGAUUGUUUUAGACUCUGUGAGACAUACUGUGAAACAGACCUCGCUUUUAUCUCUCUACCUUUUUACCAGUGUUUUCAUCCAGAAGUCCCUCUCUCUCAGUCAACAUCCUCACAGUUCCUAGCAAUAUAUUUGACUUGCACAGAUGAUCUUGAGUUAAAGCAUCACAUAUCAGUUCCAUAUCAGACCAGAAUCCUGCAGCUUUUCCUGGAGGCUGCAUCCUGAAAUCGAUUGUAAGCAUUCAUUGAUGAUGAGUUUAGUUUUACAGGCAUCCAAGUUGCACACUGACCGUUAACUACACAGAUUUUCAUGUGGAUGUUGAAGCCAAAGUAACGAUGACCAGAAUUCAACGUACAGAUGUGUAAAUAUCAAAUUGUACCGUUAGGAACCUGUUCAUGACUGAAGCCUUGGAAGUGAGUCAUUUUAGGAUAGUUACUGUGUAACAUUGUCCACUUCUGCUCUAUUGACAGCUUCUUUCUUGCUAGCUCUAUGUUGCCUUACUUUGCCUUUGUUCUUUUCUAAAGUAGGUGGCCUUUAGUUUAGAGGAUAGCUGAGCUAGGCCUGUUUCUAAUGAUUAGAGAAGACCAGAAAGACCAUGCACUGUUGAGACGGAGCCACAUUAGGUGACUCUGCUACAUCCUAUCUGCUUGAUGACUUUGUGGUUUUUGUUCUUGUUUUGUUUUUUUGUAUCUGCAAGUAAUAAAGACCUGAUG